AUGUCUGAGCUGGCGGUGAACUUUGGCCAUAUGCCGCUCGAAAUCCACUUGGCAGCGAAUUGGGAAAUCAGUGAUAUAAAAAGCUGGUUAUUCAAUGUCACAAGGGAUGAAAAGUAUAGAAUUUUCUGGGAUGAAUUCUUCGAAAAUCACUUCCAGGUCCUCAAACCCGAUUCCGGGGCUAGUGGAAAACCAGAUCAACCUGCAGGAAAAUCACUACGACUCAAGCACGAGCCCGAUGGAACACCCAUGUUAGACCCGAUUGAGUUCACCAUAUUGUAUGGCCAUGGGAUGACUGUUAAGAUGUAUUCUUCCUGGGACGCCCUUGCCGUAAUUUUGAACUGUGAACUCCCGCCUUACGACCCCACUGUUGGGCCCGCUAAAGGAUACGCCUUUUCCAUCCUUACCCUGCUCGCGAGAUGGUCAAUGUUAAUGGGUGAUUGUCUCACACCCAAUAAACACUUUCCUCCGGUUUUCUGCGUCUCUUAUACAGAAAUCCAAAGCGACUCGACCCCAGACACCAGCCAAAAAAAAAUGAUCUUUCUACUCAGCACUGGAAAAGCACUAGAUUUAGCAUUUGGCGACGAGCGUACUCGUGUGACCAAGAUGUUAUUAGAUGCGAGAAGGGAUCAAGCGCUUCCCCGAAACCUCUUUGAUGCAGAAGAUAAUCCGCUUGCAAGUCAAGUGCUGCUGAAAGGUCUACUACCACAAACUCUUGACGACCUCCGAGCCCAGGUCAAGAAUUAUUGUGCAUGUUCACCAAAGUCACCAAAGCCGAUAACUGGAAGAACGGUAGAUGAAUUCUGCAAUAAAUGGCCAUCGGAUCUUGGUUACAACAAGUGUAACAAUCUUAUAGGGUCCUGUGCAGAGACAUGGGGAUUUCAAUUCAUGUUGCAACUUCUUGGUUCCGGUGGUCGCUAUUACUCUAUUGCUUUGGGGCAGGACAAGAAGAAGCUGAACCGCAUCAAACUCAGUCCAGGGUACAAAUACUCAAGCGAACCCAAAAUUACAACCAAAGGAAUUUGCAACACCUGCUUCUAUGUGGCAUGCGCUAUCAAAGCCAAGCGUAAUAUUACAAUGGACGAAAUUAAGGACAUUACCGACAUCUUCUUGGACGUCGCAGAUUCGAACCCUGUCCCGACCACAUUACAAGAUGAUGGAUCGGCCAGGGACCAAGAGGUGUUACCAAACCUACCAAGGGAGCGAGAAAGCGAUACCACCGAGCCUAAAACCUAUGGAAUAUCAAGACGCCGGGGCGGUUUUUUAGGGCGCUAUUUCUCAUCGAUCUAA
This is a messenger RNA of Morchella sextelata, 1287 nucleotides long. RefSeq lists its product as uncharacterized. Bases 1 to 1287 code for a protein of 428 amino acids. The record is from RefSeq and is a predicted model, not a curated record. The transcript has 2 exons. Lineage: Eukaryota; Fungi; Ascomycota; Pezizomycetes; Pezizales; Morchellaceae.